GCUCUGUGGUCAUUUGUUUUCAAUUGCCCAAAGUCAGCUGAGGUUUAUGUUUUGAAACUAAGAAAAUUUUGCCUUUUCGGCUGAUUAUAUUUAAAAAUUCACAUUGUUAUUUAUAUCCGUGUUUCAUUUGGGUUUUAUACAAAAUAGUGAUAUAGAUUGGCUGCUUAUUUUCAUUUCUCUAAAUGAACAAAUUUCUAGAAGACUAAUCCAGGGCCAGACCUACAUUCAAUUUUUACAGUGAAACUACAACAAGUUGAUGUAGAUAUCAUUGUUUAAUCGAUGAAACAUUACUUAUCUUCAUUGUCGUAACGAACUUUCGACAGAUUAAAAAUGUGGGACAAUAUAAUUGAAUAUUUAAAGGACCCGCUGCUUGUGGUGAAGGUACAGAACUUUUUUGGUAUUGUGUAUAAAAGAAUCAACCAAACAGACGAGGCGAGCGUGGUACAUUCGGAUAGAAUUGAUAAAGAUGAAGAGUUUGACAUCAGGCAGCAUAAGAGGAUACCCAGUGAUAUAUCAGGGAGUUCCCAAUCUUCAUAUGACACGGAAACGUCUGGAGACAGCAAUCCUGAUGAGCUGGAGCUGAUGAUAGGCAAUAAAUUCUGGUAUUAUCUGUUUGUGUUGGGAACAGCACUGGGAGAUGAAAUAUUUUACGCAACUUUUAUACCAUUUUGGUUUUGGAACAUUGAUGGAGCGGUGGGGCGAAGAGUUGUACUUGUUUGGACUGUUGUUAUGUAUAUAGGACAAGGUUUCAAAGACAUAAUCCGAUGGCCCCGACCAGGUUACCCAGUAAAGAAGCUACAACAAAAAUGGGCGAUAGAGUACGGCAUGCCGUCCACGCACGCUAUGGUCGGUGUGUCCAUACCGUUCUCAGUGCUACUGUAUACAAUAGAUAGAUAUGUGUAUCCCGUGCACUGGGGCGUCGUGAUCGCUGUCUCGUGGUGCACGUUGAUCUGUGUGAGCAGGAUUUACCUGGGAAUGCAUAGCGUUCUGGACAUAGCAGCCGGUCUACUGCUCUCAUCAUCACUGCUAGUAGUCCUGGUGCCGCUAGUAGACCGACUGGAUGGUCUACUGCUCACGGAAUACUGGUCUCCUCUGAUGGUGCUGGCGGUGUCCAUCCUGGUGAUAGUGUACCAUCCGCAGUCUGAUAAGUGGACACCUACUAGAGGCGACACGACAAUGAUAGUGAGCGUAUGCGCGGGCAUCCUCAUCGGAUCGUGGACAAAUUACCAACUUGGCAAUAUGGCCGCCAGCGACAAGACACCGCCCUACGAAAUCAUCUGGCCCUCCGUUGAAAUGUUUGGCUGUAUGCUCCUCCGGACCAUCCUGGGGUUCUGCGGAGUCCUAGCCACCAGGGCCUUCGCCAAAUCCUUCUCAUACGCCUUUGUUUGUGCUCUCCUGGGAAAGGAUAAAAAUGAAUUGAGGAACUCCGAAGACAGUCUCGAUAAUAAGAACAAAAUAUUUGUUGAAUGCUGUUAUAAGUACUUCACAUAUGGCAUGAUUGGGUUUAACACGACAUAUGUGUUUCCUAAUGUGUUUGAUUUGUUGAUGAUCAACAGGCCAACGUAUUAUACGGAAAUUUGAUAGAUGACGGAGUUUUUUAGUGUUACAGUUGUUGAGUGGUGAAAAUGAAAGUGAUGAAAGGUACUGGGUGGUAUUUCAUAUAUUUAAAAUUUAACACAUUUAAGUAUAUGAAAGGUAUGAUGGAGAAUAUUACAUAAUAUGUUGAGUAAACAAUAGUUUGAGUGGUAAUUUGCAUAUUUGCGUCACGAUAAAAACAUCACAGUACCUAUUUAAAUGAAACAAUAGUGUAGUUUUCUGAAAUCAAAAUGAUCACCCAGUAAUUCUACUGCCUAUACAUUUAAGAAAAGACAUUUUGUUUUAUUGUUUCACAAAUUGUUAUUUACUCUUUAUUGUAAACAUUAUGUUGUUUAAAUAGAGGUUUGUAUGUUUGUUCCUCGAUCAUGCAAAUGUACUAAACCGAUCUUAAGAAAAAGGAAAGUAUGUAAAAGACACCGUACUUAGUUUUAGUAAGAGGAAGAAAAAAAAAACAUAUAAAUUAGUAUUGUAAAAAAAGGUAGCUAGGAUAUCUAGAUAUCUAGAAUAUUACAUGCUAUAUGCAAAAGAAACAAAAUUACGUUUUUAUUUUUUAUAUGACAGCAGGUACAAUUAACAUCUUGCAAGUAUACUAUAAACUUGACAUACUAUAAACGAUUAGACUAACAAUCGCCCUUUAACAGAUCGUUAAAAUGUCAGUUAUAUAAAAUAUUCAUUCAAAUUAACACCAAUGAGGUGACUAAAACUCUGCCUAAUGCACCCGAAUGCAGAGUUUUGCUUCGGACGAUUUUUGAAUGUGAUUGUGAAUCUAGUUUUUUUAUUGUAUGUCAAUGCUUGCAAGUAUAAAAUGCACAAAUUUAAAUUUUUAAAUAUACUACUAUCGCACGUAAAAUAUUUAUAAGUAAUUUUCUCGUAUUCGAUGUUUAUGUUUAAUACAAAAACAGCAAAUGAGGAAUAGAAUUGAAUACUUACAUAAUUAAAUAAUAUCCCUCAUAUAAGUAUCAGUAUAAUUAUGUUUUGAAAUAUUGAGGUAAUCAAAUUUUGCAUUUUUUUUAAUUUCUUCUUUAUACAAUUCCAUUGUCCUCUUUUUGAAUAAAAUAUAAGUUUUAUCACGUUAAACGGUUGUGACAAUUUAAGUAUAUAAUAUUGAGCUUUAUACGAAUUUACCCGUCUCAUUAUCUCAAUAAAAACAUGCCAAAAGUUUCAUACUGAUUUUUUAUAUGAUACAUUUAAAAAAUAGUUUGUCCUUUCAAUAUUCAUUUAUGAAUUUAUUUAUUUUGAGCAAGCGAAAUUAAACACUUUAAAGUAAUCAUGAGUUCACUAAUUAGGCAUUUAGUUAUUCCAUUUUUCCAAUGCUUUGUCAUUAGAAUCUAAAAUUUCUAUAGUAAGAAGAAUAAUAUUCAGUAAUUAAAUCAUUCCCAUGAAUGAAAAAUUUUUACAUUCCUAGAUGGAUAUGCGAUAAAUAAUUUUGAAAACAUAAUAUGCAUGUAGCCAUAUUUCACUAUAAUAAUUAUGGUAUAUAAUAUAUUAUUAUCAUAUCAUAAAACAUUCAGUCGACAGAUGUUUAAAUAUAUUUUUAUAUGUUUUAUUUCUAAUUAAUACCUAUAUUGUGUUAUAUUCAUAAGUAUAGUAUAAACCGGGCCAAUAGAAGCGAAUAGUAAUUCAAAAUGGCCGCUUAAAAUUCGCUUGUUUAUUGGCGCGGAAUACAGUGUUAUUUAUUUUAUGUAUAAAGGCUAUGAUAUAAGUGAACAUUGGUCAUAAAAUGGGGCCUUAAUUUUGUCUAGGGUUCCAGUACGAAAUAAAUAUUGUUUAUCUUAGAAAAAUAAACGUUUUAUAUUGUUA
This is a messenger RNA of Colias croceus (clouded yellow), 3396 nucleotides long. RefSeq names its product sphingosine-1-phosphate phosphatase 1-like. Gene Ontology annotation, cellular component: endoplasmic reticulum membrane. Gene Ontology annotation, molecular function: sphingosine-1-phosphate phosphatase activity. Gene Ontology annotation, biological process: phospholipid dephosphorylation; sphingosine metabolic process. The transcript is spliced from 4 exons. NCBI's taxonomy places the organism in Eukaryota, Metazoa, Arthropoda, Insecta, Lepidoptera, Pieridae. The coding region runs from base 331 to 1581 and encodes 416 amino acids. The record is from RefSeq and is a predicted model, not a curated record.